CUACGAUUUCGCUGUCGCGUUCCGCGGGAUGCCGACGAGCUGCGUGGCCUUUGGCUGCCGGAGUUGGCACCGGCCAGGAGACAAGAAAAGCUAUUUUCGAUUCCCUUCGAAGAAACUGUUCCCUCAUCGAAGAGCGGCCUGGAUCCGAGCAGUGAAGCGAGUGCUCCCGUCAGACCCAAACAAGGCUUGGGAGCCAAGUAAGGAGUCGCGAAUAUGCGAGGAUCACUUCGUAACAGGGGAACCAUCACUGGACAACAGCCACCCUGACUACGUGCCGACUGUAUUCACUUACGUGAAGAACCGGCCGUCGGUCCUCGGCCGCUACGAACGGUGGAAACAUCGUUUGUCGACGGGGGCUGCUGUCAAAAAAAGGAUUGUGGCCCAAAUAACCGCUCCAGUUCCUGCAAGCACUCAACAUGGGGCACCUCAGCCAGCAGCCGGUUCUUCUCCAGCUGCAGCCCGACCUUCCACAGCUGCAGCCAGACCUUCCACAGCUGCAGCCGGACUUUCCACAGCUGCAGCCAGACCUUCCCCAGCUGCAGCCGGACCUUCCGCAGCAGCAGCCAGACCUUCUGCGGCUGCAGCCAGACCUUCCGCGUCUGCAGCACGACCGUCUGCAGCUGCAGUCAGACCUUCUGCGGCUGCAGCCAGACCUUCCGCAGCUGCAGCUAGACCUUCUGCGGCUGCUGCCGGACCUUCCGCGGCUGCAACCAGACCUUGCGUAGCUGCGGCUCGACCUUCAGCUACAGCCGGGCCUUCGACAGCAGCAGCAGCUGGGCCUUCCAGAGCAGCAAUCCAACUUGUGGCACAAGCAAGAGCAUCCCUGGUCGUUGAUCCCCUUACAGGAGAGACCAGCAUCCCGGAACAUUGUCCGCCCCUCCUGGACAAUGGGCAUGGAGCCCAGACAAGCACUCCAUGUGUCCAGCAAACCAUCGAAGAGAUCGAGCACGAGGACAAUCUUGGUCAGUCCGUGAUGUCUGGGACGCAUGACGGGUGCAGACUCAAGAUUGCACAGAUGCAGCAGCGGAUCUUGAGUUUGGAAGCUGACAACAUGCGCCUCCAAGUGGAGCUACAGCACCACGAGACACGGCGGCUAUCGGUUGAUUUCAUCAGACAUGACCCCAAGCAGUGCAUUUAUUACACUGGGCUGCCCGAGUUUGCUGUAUUUGAAGCAGUAUACGAUUUUUUUGCACCUCGGGCAUCCCAGAUGCAAUACUGGUCGAGCGGUCGAAAGAGUAGCGGGAUGAAAGGCCGCCCCCGGGAGUUGGAGCUCAUUGAGGAAUUCUUCAUGGUACUUACUAGGCUGAGAACGGGAAUGGCUGGCAGGGAAAUGGCCCGCAAUUUUGGAGUACAUGAAGCGACGAAAGCCGCAAGAGCCGCAAAUGCCAGAGGAGGACGUUGCACACUCCCGCCGGGUGGCUAG
This is a messenger RNA of Ixodes scapularis (black-legged tick), 1423 nucleotides long. Its product is annotated as angiomotin-like. The transcript is spliced from 5 exons. Lineage: Eukaryota; Metazoa; Arthropoda; Arachnida; Ixodida; Ixodidae. The record is from RefSeq and is a predicted model, not a curated record. The coding region runs from base 29 to 1423 and encodes 464 amino acids.